UUCUCACACCCAAUCAUCUCUCUCUCUCUCUCUCUCUCUCUCUCUCUCUCUCUCAGUCUUAGUUUCUCUGAAGCGUCAACUUUCACUAUUUACACUUCAAGCCCUUCCAAAACCCUCGAAUCUUACAAAAACCCCCAAAUCUUUCACCUUAGCCCUUCGUUUCCUCCUCUCAGUUUAACUUCCCUCUGUCAGUUUCUCUCUCCUUUAUCACACAAAAAUACCCCUUCUUGCAAUUUUAUGGACUUCUAGGGUUUCAUUUAUUUUUCCCAUUCAUUUACGAGUUAGGGUUUCUUUUUGCUGGGUGUUAAGAGCAGAGGAGAAUUGGAGCAAUAUCGGAGAUUUGUUUCGAUUUAAUGGAGGCCGCAGCGGCCAGUGGUGUCGUUGCCUCGCGCGGUGGUUCUUUGCCGAUGCCAUCUUCUAGGAAAGAGUGGCGUGCCGUUUCUGACCACCAUUCUGUUCGAAGCGGCGGUGAUGAGGAAUUGGAAAGAUCAAAUUUGGGGCAAUCAGCUGAGAGAACAAUAUAUGAGGUGCAGCAUGGAAGAGAACCUGCUGAUGUGGACUUUUGUUCGAUCACUGUGGAUGGGAGUUUGGACAAUGACAUUUUGCAGCAGCGAAUUCACAGUAUUACUAGACAAAGAGAAGAACUGCAACAAAUGGAGAUCGAAGUUAAAGCUCAGAUGAUAGCAAGAUCUGAGAUAAUAGAAAUGCGAAACAGCUUUGAUGCUCAAAUCAAAGAGCAUGAGGAUUCUGCUGCAAAACUUCAGGAACAACUCCACGAAAGGGAACAGGCUAUACAUGAUUUAGAAAGGAGAAUGGAAGAGAAAGAAAGGGAAUUGCAUGCCAUUAAAUUGGAUAAUGAAGCGGCCUGGGCCAAAGAGGACCUUCUCAGAGAACAAAACAAAGAAUUAGCAACAUAUAGAAGAGAGCGUGAUCAUUCAGAAGCUGAAAGGGCACAGCAUAUACAGAAAAUACGUGACCUUCAAGAACAUAUUCAAGAAAAAGAGAGGCAGAUUCUUGAGUUGCAGGAACAGCAUAGGGUUGAUCAGGAGACAAUAUUUUUGAAGGAUGAACAGGUGAAAGUCUGGAUUGCACGUGUUCAGGAGAUGGAUGCCUUGCAAUCUACUACAAAUCACUCAUUACAAGUUGAAUUACGAGAGCGUACAGAACAAUACAAUCAACUAUGGCUAGGUUGUCAAAGACAGUUAGCAGAAAUUGAGAGACUUCAUUUGCACACCAUACAACAGCUUCACCUUGAGCUAGCUGAUGCAAGAGAAAGGAAUGGAUCCUAUCCUGAUGAGUCACGCAUUUCUCAGACAAGCCCAAAGGAUGUAUCAAAUUUUGGACAAAACAAUGGAAACCAACUAGAUGUAAAUGGGAGUGGGGCAACAAGUGCUAAUAACGGAGCACUUCCAAAUGGGAAUGCAGAUAAUGCAUCAAACCAGACCAAUCAUGCUGCUGGUGUUCCAAUUGCUCCAUCGUCUUUACUCGGAAUGCCUACCUACCUUCCACCUGGACAGGUGGCUGCUCUGCAUCCAUUUCUUCUGCAUCAGCAGGGGAUUCCCCAUUCUGUGCCAUCACACGUUCCUCAAUCUCAUGUUGGGCAUUUUCAUUCGGUACCUGCAAUGUCAUCCCUUCCGAAGUGGCAGACCCAACAGGCUAUCUCAGAGGGUGGACAAUUGCCCACACAAAAUGAACUUGCAUCAUCCCAAAGUGAUCACAACCGUAUGAUAUCAGAUGCAAAGUACGAGUAUGAAAUAUCUGUUAGUGGACAGGACUUUCAUCCAGAUUAUUUAGAUGUUAACAUCAGCCAAGUAACGGAGCCUGAUUCAGUAAUCUCAUCAUCCACCGGGGAAGCACAGGUUUUUGAGUCUAUGGAUAGAAGUUAUUUAAUAUCCCCUCAGCCUGACCAGGGCUUACAGCAGAUUUCUUCACAUUUUAAUGAUUCCUUACGACUGAAUCCUCUUGAACAAAACAGCGAAACCAAGGAGCAAAAUGUUUUGAACUUGGGUGAUCAAGGAUUGGAUGGCCAAGUUUUGUCAGAAGAACAACCAAUUUCUUCUGCCAGUGCAUCACUGUCUGAAACAUCAAUGCAUUCAGUUAAUCUCAAUGAAGCCACAAUCAAUAAUGGUGCUGGUGUAGGUUUGUCUGAGGAACCGAUCUCAACUGGGCAGGCAAAUUCGGUGACUAUAGGAAAAAUUUCGGAGACUGUCCUUCUUGAUGAAAGAUCUCUGUUAGCUUGCAUAGUUCGCACAAUUCCUGCUGGUGGUAGAAUUCGGAUUAAUUCAACGCUGCCAAAUAGGCUAGGCAAGAUGCUUGCACCGUUGCAUUGGCAUGAUUACAAAAAAAAGUAUGGAAAGCUUGAUGACUUUGUGGCUGGUCACCCAGAACUGUUUUUGAUUGAAGGUGAGUACAUUCAGCUUCGAGAAGGAGCUCAAGAAAUGAUAGCUGCCACAGCAGCUGUUGCUAAAGUUGCUGCUGCUGCUGCAGCUGCAUCUGCUCCUUACUCGUCUUAUUUGCCUUCUGUGGCUGUUACUCCAAUGGCACAGUCUCACCGGCUCAAGAAGGUCCCAUCAAUUGAUCCCAAACAAUCUAAUGGUGUUAGUUUCGGUACUGCUGGAGGGCUCUCAAAUGUAAAAAUUUUGAGCAAAUCAAAAGAUGCUCAAGAACUGAAUGGCCCAGAUUUUGAUAGAUUAAAUGUAACCAUCACACAAAGCAAGAGUUCAGUACAUGGGAGGUCUAGUUUGAGCUUCGUUGGAAAGCAGCAGGGCAGGACAACUGGUGCUGCAGUAACCUCUGGAAGAUAGAGGACACCACAUGUAACUUUGGAUGUCAGCUGGUAUCUUAAUGGAGCUUAUAUAGGGAUGAUUUGAUGCAGACUGUUAUUGCUGAUUCAUAUUGCCAGCCAUCUUUUGCUUAAAAAGAAAUCCUAUAUUGGACUUCUCAUCUCGUUCUCUUUUGCUUUGAUGCUUUUUGAUAAAAAAAGAAAAACAGAAAAAGAAAAAACAGAACAUUUUAUUGUGGUUUAUGAUACAAGACAAAAUAUUCAACUCUGCAUUGAUAUUCAUGCACAAAAUUGCAUCUGUGCAUCUGAUAGCUAACUUAUGUGUUUGCCAGUCCUUUCAUGGAAGUGCUUCGGUUAAAUUGGCUGAGCUUCUUUAUUUUA
Messenger RNA from Ricinus communis (castor bean), 3163 nucleotides. RefSeq lists its product as uncharacterized. The record is from RefSeq and is a predicted model, not a curated record. The coding region runs from base 354 to 2804 and encodes 816 amino acids. NCBI's taxonomy places the organism in Eukaryota, Viridiplantae, Streptophyta, Magnoliopsida, Malpighiales, Euphorbiaceae. The transcript has 16 exons.